GAUGGCCAGUGAAGGCUCCAACAUCCCAAGCCCCGUGGUGCGCCAGAUUGACAAGCAGUUUCUGAUCUGCAGUAUAUGCCUGGAACGGUACAAGAACCCCAAGGUCCUCCCCUGUCUGCACACGUUCUGCGAGAGGUGCCUGCAGAACUACAUCCCCGCCCACAGCCUCACGCUGUCCUGCCCCGUGUGCCGCCAGACCUCCAUCCUGCCCGAGAAAGGGGUGGCCGCGCUGCAGAACAACUUCUUCAUCACCAACCUGAUGGACGUGCUGCAGCGGACGCCUGGCAGCAACGUCGAGGAGUCGUCCAUCCUGGAGACGGUCACCGCCGUGGCCGCGGGGAAGCCGCUCUCCUGCCCCAACCACGAUGGCAACGUGAUGGAGUUUUACUGCCAGUCCUGCGAGACCGCCAUGUGUCGUGAGUGCACUGAGGGGGAGCACGCGGAGCACCCCACGGUCCCGCUCAGGGACGUGGUGGAGCAGCACAAGGCCUCUCUCCAGGUCCAGCUGGACGCCGUCAACAAAAGGCUCCCGGAAAUAGACUCCGCUCUGCAGUUCAUCUCCGAGAUCAUCCACCAGCUGACGGCCCAGAAGGCCAGCAUCGUGGACGACAUCCACGCCACCUUCGAUGAGCUGCAGAAGACGCUGAACGUGCGUAAGAGCGUGCUGCUCAUGGAGCUGGAGGUCAACUACGGCCUCAAACACAAGGUGCUGCAGUCGCAGCUGGACACCCUGCUGCAGGGCCAGGAGAGCAUUAAAAGCUGCAGCAGCUUCACGGCGCAGGCCCUGAACCAUGGCACGGAGACCGAGGUGCUGCUGGUGAAGAAGCAGAUGAGCGAGAAGCUGAGCGAGCUGGCCGGCCAGGACUUCCCCCUGCACCCCCGCGAGAACGACCAGCUGGACUUCAUCGUGGAAACCGAGGGGCUCAAGAAGUCCAUCCACAACCUGGGCACCAUCCUGACCACCAACGCCGUGGCCUCGGAGACGGUGGCCACGGGCGAGGGGCUGCGGCAGACCAUCAUCGGGCAGCCCAUGUCCGUCACCAUCACCACCAAGGACAAGGACGGGGAGCUGUGCAAGACGGGCAACGCCUACAUCACGGCCGAGCUGAGCACGCCCGACGGCAGCGUGGCCGACGGCGAGAUCCUGGACAACAAGAACGGCACCUACGAGUUCCUCUACACCGUCCAGAAGGAGGGCGACUUCACCCUGUCGCUCCGACUCUACGACCAGCACAUCCGCGGCAGCCCGUUCAAGCUCAAGGUCAUCCGGUCGGCGGACGUGUCUCCCACCACCGAGGGCGUGAAGAGGCGCGUGAAGUCCCCGGGGAGCGGCCACGUCAAGCAGAAGGCGGUGAAGAGGCCCGCCAGCAUGUACAGCACCGGCAAGCGAAAAGAGAACCCCAUCGAGGACGAUCUCAUCUUCCGAGUGGGCACCAAAGGAAGAAAUAAAGGAGAGUUUACAAACCUUCAGGGCGUAGCUGCAUCGACCAGCGGGAAGAUACUGAUUGCAGACAGCAACAACCAGUGUGUGCAGAUAUUUUCCAAUGACGGCCAGUUCAAAAGUCGUUUUGGCAUACGAGGCCGCUCUCCCGGGCAGCUGCAGAGGCCCACGGGGGUGGCCGUGCACCCCAGCGGGGACAUCAUCAUCGCCGAUUAUGAUAACAAGUGGGUGAGCAUCUUCUCUUCAGACGGGAAGUUUAAGACAAAAAUCGGCUCGGGGAAGCUGAUGGGCCCCAAAGGAGUGUCCGUGGACCGCAACGGGCACAUCAUCGUGGUAGACAACAAGGCGUGCUGCGUGUGCAUCUUCCAGCCCAACGGCAAGGCGGUCACCAGGUUCGGGAGCCGAGGCAACGGGGACAGGCAGUUCGCAGGUCCCCAUUUUGCAGCUGUCAACAGCAAUAACGAGAUCAUUGUCACAGAUUUCCAUAAUCAUUCUGUCAAGGUGUUCAACCAGGAGGGCGAGUUCAUGCUGAAGUUCGGCUCGAACGGGGAAGGCAACGGGCAGUUCAACGCGCCCACCGGCGUGGCCGUGGACUCCAACGGGAACAUCAUCGUGGCCGACUGGGGCAACAGCCGGAUCCAGGUGUUCGAUGGGAGUGGAUCGUUUCUGUCCUACAUUAACACAUCUGCUGACCCGCUCUAUGGUCCCCAAGGCCUGGCCCUGACUUCAGACGGCCACGUGGUGGUCGCGGACUCCGGGAAUCACUGUUUCAAGGUCUAUCGGUACUUGCAGUAACAGCGUGGCGUCGGGCGCCCCCUUGCGGAGGUCUUGCGCUGCAAACUGGAAUGGAUUAGACGACGCAGGGCCAGGUUCCCGCCAGACUUCUCGUCACUGGUGAACUUUCCACGGUUAUUUCUGAAUGUAACAACUUCCUUACGAACUGCGUAUCCAAUUUCUGUAAUUUGUCUUUAGGGUUUAAAAAAGUUCUCUUCUACGGAAUCUCGAAGAACUGCGACGUUUUACACCUGUGGACUAUGGCUUAGCGACAGGGAUGUAUGUAGGUAAACUAAUUUUGCAACUCAAACUAAAAAACCAGGACUAUGUAAAGGUAUUUGUUUACCCCGUGGAUGGUGGCUUUUGCACAGAGCUUCCAAAAAAAAAAAAAAAAAAAAAAAAA
Messenger RNA from Tupaia belangeri chinensis (Chinese tree shrew), 2618 nucleotides. RefSeq names its product tripartite motif containing 2 (gene TRIM2). The record is from RefSeq and is a predicted model, not a curated record. Gene Ontology annotation, biological process: protein polyubiquitination; proteasome-mediated ubiquitin-dependent protein catabolic process. Lineage: Eukaryota; Metazoa; Chordata; Mammalia; Scandentia; Tupaiidae. Gene Ontology annotation, molecular function: protein binding; ubiquitin protein ligase activity; zinc ion binding.